AUGAACGUUCGAACCGGGUCGCACCAGCUAAGCAAUGGACUCUACGUUUCGGGUCGACCCGAACACCUGCUUAAGGAGCGCCAGCCGACGGUGGUUUCACGCGCCGUUCCCUACACAGGCGGUGACGUAAAGAAAUCCGGCGAGCUAGGAAAAAUGUACGGAAUAGAUUUAUCGCGUGGCGACCACCCGCCGGCUCCGCCUAAAGUUCCUUCCCGGCAUUCUUCAUCUUCUCAACACAAUAGUGGAUCUGUCAGAUCCGGCCCAAACUCUGGUCCAGUUAACAAGAAGUCUUCUUCCUCCUCGUUCUCAGGGCCCAUUACGCCGAUUCAGCCCACGGGCCUCAUUACCUCCGGCCCAUUGGGCUCCACCAGCUCCAACCGCCGAUCGGGAAUGCUGGACAGUCCGUCUGCCGCUCAUAGUUCGUUUAAGAAAGCUCUGUACGGCUCGGCAGUAACGAGCUUGGGGGAGGAGGUGAAAUUGGGCUUCAAGAUUUCGAGGGUGGCAAUGUGGGUGUUCUUGGUGGUUGUAGUUAUGGGCUUGGUGGUGGGUGCGUUCCUUAUGGCAGCGGUGAAGAAGCCGGUGACUUUGGUUGCAGUGGUGGCAGUUUUAGUCCCUGCCGUGGCGGUUUUAAUAUGGAAUUAUGCUUACAAAAAGCGGGGGAUUCUAAGUUUUCUGAAGAAAUACCCGAAUGCUGAGCUGCGAGGAGCCGCUGAUGGGCAGUACGUCAAGGUCACCGGGCUUGUCACUUGUGGAAGCAUUCCUCUUGAAUCUUCUUUCCAGAGGAUACCAAGAUGUGUAUUUUUUUCCACGGAAUUGUAUGAAUACAGGGGAUGCGGUGGAAAAUCAGCAAAACCCAGACACCCUUUCUUCUCUUGGGGGUGCAGACAUUCAGAGAAGUAUGUGGCGGAUUUCUAUAUAUCAGACUCUGAGUCUGGUUUGAGAGCUCUAGUGAAAACAGGCUAUGGAGCUAAGGUUGCUCCAUUUGUUAAGCCAACUACAGUUGUCAAUGUAUCAAAGGAUAACAAAGAGCUAUCUCCAAACUUUCUACGCUGGCUUGCUGACCGAAGUCUAUCAAGUGAUGGCCGUACAAUGCGCUUGAAAGAAAGCUAUAUCAAAGAAGGAAGUAUAGUUAGUGUAAUGGGGGUCGUCCAGCGUCAUGAUAAUGUACUCAUGAUUGUUCCACCUACUGAACCUGUUUCAACAGGCUGUCAUUUGCCCUGUUGCCUUCUCCCAACAUACACAGAAGGCCUUAUUUUGACAUGUGAUGAAAGUCAGAAUAGCAGUGACGUGAUUCCUGUAUAG
This is a messenger RNA of Fraxinus pennsylvanica, 1302 nucleotides long. Lineage: Eukaryota; Viridiplantae; Streptophyta; Magnoliopsida; Lamiales; Oleaceae. The record is from the annotation of a GenBank genome assembly.